CACGCGGUCUUGGCAAUGCAGGGCCCCCCUGCGCCCGCCCCGGCCCCUGUGCCCAGCUCCCCCCGGGGCUCCCCGCGCGGCUCCCCCGGGCUCUUCAGGAAGCUCCUGGUGAACCAGAGCAUCCGCCUGCAGCGGCGCUUCACCGUGGCCCAUCCGCUGUGCUUGGACCUGGAAAAUGGGCUAUCGUGCAGAAGAAGCGCCCUGGACCCUCAGGCCGGGUCUGGCCUUGGCCGGGUCAUCCAAGCACCUGCCCAGCACAGCCAGAGGCGGGAGUCCUUCCUGUACCGCUCAGACAGUGACUACGAACUCUCGUCCAAGACCAUGUCCCGGAACUCCUCUGUGGCUAGCGACCUACACGGAGAAGACGUGAUUGUGACACCCUUUGCCCAGGUCCUGGCCAGUCUGAGGACAGUUCGGAGCAACGUUGCGGCCCUUGCCCACCUGCAAGGCCGCGGGGCAGCCAAGCAGGCAUGCAUCGGGAACACCCCAUCUGGCAGUCAGCCCCCUCCACCAACAGAGGACACUGGGCAGAAGCUGGCUUUGGAGACACUGGACGAGCUGGAUUGGUGUUUGGAUCAGCUGGAGACACUGCAGGCGCGGCACUCGGUGGGGGAGAUGGCCUCCAACAAGUUCAAGUGGAUGCUGAACCGGGAGUUGACUCACCUGUCUGAAGCCAGCAGCUCUGGGAACCAAGUGUCUGAGUACAUAUCCCGAACCUUCCUGGACCAGCAGACUGAGGUGGAGUUGCCCAGGGUGACCCCCACGGAGCCCCCAAGGCCCAUGUCCCAGAUCAGCGGCCUGCGUGGACUCCCCCACAGUACCAGCCUUUCUGCAGCCACUGUCCCACGCUUUGGGGUCCAGACUGAUCAGGAGGGGCAACUGGCCAAGGAGCUGGAAGACACCAAGAAGUGGGGACUUGAUGUGUUCAAAGUGGCAGAGCUAAGUGGGAACCGGCCCCUCACAGCUAUCAUGUUCAGCAUCUUUCAGGAACGGGACCUGCUCAAGACAUUUCGGAUCCCAGCAGACACGCUUGCCACCUACCUACUGACACUGGAGGGUCACUACCACAACGAUGUGGCCUACCACAAUAGCCUACACGCCGCUGACGUGGCCCAGUCUACACAUGUGCUGCUGGCCACACCUGCGCUUGAGGCCGUGUUCACUGACCUGGAAGUCCUGGCUGCCAUCUUUGCAAGCGCCAUACAUGAUGUGGAUCAUCCUGGGGUCUCCAAUCAGUUUCUCAUUAACACCAACUCAGAGCUUGCACUUAUGUACAAUGAUACCUCCAUGCUGGAGAACCACCACCUGGCUGUGGGCUUCAAGCUGCUGCAGGCAGAGAACUGUGACAUCUUCCAGAACCUCACCACCAAGCAGCGGCUGAGUCUGCGCAGGAUGGUCAUCGACAUGGUGCUGGCCACAGACAUGUCCAAACACAUGAACAUCCUGGCUGACCUCAAGACCAUGGUGGAGACCAAGAAGGUGACAAGCCUUGGAGUCUUGCUGCUAGACAAUUACUCCGACCACAUCCAGGUCUUGCAGAGCCUGGUGCACUGUGCCGACCUCAGCAACCCCACCAAGCCGUUGCCGCUCUACCGCCAGUGGACAGACCGCAUCAUGGCUGAGUUCUUCCAGCAGGGCGACCGUGAGCGCGAAUCAGGCCUGGACAUCAGCCCUAUGUGCGAUAAGCACACGGCCUCAGUGGAGAAGUCCCAGGUGGGUUUCAUUGACUACAUUGCCCACCCACUGUGGGAGACGUGGGCUGACCUGGUACACCCAGAUGCACAGGACCUGCUGGACACUCUGGAGGACAACCGCGAGUGGUACCAGAGCAAGAUCCCCCGCAGCCCUGUGGACCCCACCAGCCCCAAGCAGGGUGGUCUGGACAGAUUCCAGUUUCAGCGGACUCUGCAGGAGGCAGAAGAGGAGGAGGGAGAGGAGGAGGGAGCCCUGGGUGGGGAGGCCUCAGAGUCACCUGACACUGAGCUCCUGUUCCCUGAGGCCAGCCCAGACCCUGGGGCCCUAUACCUGGAAAACCAGAGGACCGUGGGCAAGCCCUGUGUGGACCAUGAGGGCAAUGUGAUGGCUGAGCCUUUGGGAACCUAG
Mesoplodon densirostris (Blainville's beaked whale) is the source of this 2103-nucleotide messenger RNA. RefSeq names its product phosphodiesterase 4C (gene PDE4C). NCBI's taxonomy places the organism in Eukaryota, Metazoa, Chordata, Mammalia, Artiodactyla, Ziphiidae. The transcript is spliced from 15 exons. Gene Ontology annotation, molecular function: 3',5'-cyclic-AMP phosphodiesterase activity. The record is from RefSeq and is a predicted model, not a curated record. Gene Ontology annotation, cellular component: nucleus; perinuclear region of cytoplasm; cytosol. The coding region runs from base 16 to 2103 and encodes 695 amino acids. Gene Ontology annotation, biological process: signal transduction.